AUGGCUACUAACGUGCAAACACUUCUCCAGCAGACUCAAGACAUCACCGUCAAUGAUCUAGCCGGUCCUCGAGCACCUGUGCAAGUCCCCGGUGCCAUCUCGGACAAGCUUCCCAAGGUCCGCAGCAAGUAUCGGCAUGUUGCUGCCUUGCACUCCAAAGUUCAGCCCUCAUGCCUCAGCCACGAGACAAGCGGAACUCCCAGCUUCAUCGGCUUUCGCAACCUGAUGGUUCUGGUCAUCAUUGUCAUGAACCUUCGCCUCGUGGUCGAGAAUGCCAAAAAGUAUGGCUUACUGAUCACGGUCAAGAUGAACUUGCGGGAUACGGAUAUCAAGACUGCCCUGCUCCUCUAUGCGCUGACUCCUUGUCACCUCUUUGUGGCCUACAUCAUCGAACGAGUGGCUAUGGAAAAUGCGAAAGGUCUGGUGGGCCGCAGGAAAAAGGAUGACCCCGACCAGAGCAAACCUGAAACCGAGAAAGAGAAGAAGGAGUUCUACUCUACAUGGUGGUGGAUAGCCGUGGCCCACACUUUCAAUGCUUCACUGGCCCUGUUGAUCACGAGCUGUGUGGUGUACUACCGGAUCCAUAAUCCUGGCCUCGGCAUGAUCAGCGAGUUGCAUGCCAUCGUGCUUUGGUUGAAAACAUGCUCUUACGCAUUCACCAACCGAGAUUUGCGACAUGCCAUGCUACAUCCUGGGGGACCGGAGUCGGCCUUGCCAGAGCUGUACUCUAGAUGUCCAUACCCAAAGAACAUCACAUUGGCCAACUUGUGCUAUUUCUGGUGGGCGCCGACACUGGUCUACCAGCCUUACUACCCUCGGACAGAGAGCAUCCGAUGGACCUUUCUCGCCAAGCGAGUUGGUGAGGUUAUCGCCUUGUGCGUCUUCAUCUGGCUUGUCUGCGCUCAAUAUGCGGUACCUGUGCUGCGGAAUUCCCUAGGUGGGAUGGUCUCGCUCGACCUGCCAUCCAUCGCCGAACGACUGAUGAAGUUGUCCACGAUUUCCAUCAUUGUCUGGCUUGCAGGGUUCUUCGCUCUUUUCCAGUCGUUUUUGAACGCGUUGGCUGAAAUCAUGAGAUUUGGUGACCGUGUAUUCUACGAGGACUGGUGGAACAGCACAAGCCUGAAGAUGUAUUGGUCGACAUGGAAUAAGCCCGUGUAUCACUUCAUGCGACGGCACAUCUAUUCGCCCCUGGUUGGCCGUGGUUGGUCACCCCGAGCUGCAAGUGCUUGGGUCUUUGUAUUCUCUGGCUUUUUACAUGAAUUGGCUGUUGGUGUCCCGGCUCACAGUAUCCUGGGAGUGGCAUUUCUCGGGAUGGUUCUUCAGCUGCCAUUAAUCAUGUGUACCGAGCCAUUAGCCAAAAAGGAUGGCACCGGGAAAGUCAUUGGGAAUUGCAUCUUCUGGAUUAAUUUCGUCUUCGUUGGACAACCUCUGGCUGCAAUGAUUUAUUUCUUCUCGUGGCAGGCCAAGUAUGGAGACCUGAGCGAAAUGCCAAAGAAGUGA
Messenger RNA from Exophiala oligosperma, 1500 nucleotides. RefSeq lists its product as uncharacterized. Gene Ontology annotation, biological process: triglyceride biosynthetic process. The coding region runs from base 1 to 1500 and encodes 499 amino acids. Gene Ontology annotation, cellular component: endoplasmic reticulum membrane. The record is from RefSeq and is a predicted model, not a curated record. Gene Ontology annotation, molecular function: diacylglycerol O-acyltransferase activity. The transcript has a single exon. Lineage: Eukaryota; Fungi; Ascomycota; Eurotiomycetes; Chaetothyriales; Herpotrichiellaceae.